Molecule: messenger RNA, 2733 nt
Organism: Zootoca vivipara (common lizard)
Lineage: Eukaryota; Metazoa; Chordata; Lepidosauria; Squamata; Lacertidae
Gene: CZ2H8orf48
Product: chromosome Z2 C8orf48 homolog
Source: RefSeq, a predicted model, not a curated record
CAUGGCAACUGCAGCGAGCAGCCUUCGACAGGGAGCGAGGCGGGCUGGGCUUUGAUUCAAAGCCAAGUUGCAUUUAGUUGAACAUACUUGUAACUAGCUGGGCAGACAACUCUGGGAUGCAUGUAUCAGAGCAGAUGGACCUGAGGAGGCAUGGCAGUAGCUCCACCCCAGACUAUUCAGAGGAUACGUUUACAUCUUUCAGUGAAGGAGAGGAGGAAACCUACCGACAAUAUGAAAAUGAUCCAUUUGAAUCUUAUUACUCUGGAGAGGAGUCAGAAUCCCGUGCUGUGUUGGAUCUGUCUGAAAGCAUAUGGCAAUCAUCAAGUCAAAAUGAUGAAGAUCAAAAACCAGAAGUUUUGGAAUCUGCAGCUGUAAAAGAAUAUUUAUUUAGAAAAUGGAUCAGUCUCCUGAAAGAAAACAAAGAAAACAAAGCUAGCACUCGGCUACCUAAACCUGCCAUUGAAACAAUUAACAAAAUUAUUGAGGUAUCUGAGGAAGAACUGAGUGCUCUACAAUCCUUUUGUGCCAUCAAAAUAAAUCAGCUCCAUCAUGUGCCAAGCCCAAUGCCAUUGAAGAGGAGCAAGCAUAAUGAACAGAGGCAUGGAUUCACUUCAGAGAAGCCAUUGACAUUUGAUUUGAAUUGCACAGUCCCUGAUCAACUACUGAACAGACUCCAUCUGAAAAAUAUCAAGGAGACACUGAAACAGGUAGCAGACACUGAAAUGCAUCAACCUUCACAAUGUGUCCAUUGUACCAAGAAAAGGGCAGAGCUGGCUGAUGAUGCUUUUCUCCGACGAUGGAAGAUCUUGAUGGAAGAGGUUUUACUUAAAGAGAAGUUGGAAGAGUACAUGUAUACCAAAGAUUCUCUCACCCUCAUUGGAGAAAUGCACAGAUGUCUUCCGAAGCUGUCUGGGGAUCCCAGGAACAUAUGGCAGGAACUGAAUGAGAGAGGUCUGAAAGUGUAACACCUAGCUGGGUUAGAACAUUGAUCAAAUCAGGUAUAUAGGCACAAUCCGCACAAACUGAGCUAUGUAGGAUAUAUUGGACAAACUAUGUUCUGGACAGAUAUGCCCCUUGCAAUUGAUUUGGUUUCUGGGGUCCAACUCUGCAUCCUGUCCCAGAGCCAACAGAGCAAUAUGCUGCCAUCUAAAAAAAAAUUCAGAUUGUAAAAGGUACUUUAUUUUCAUUAUCAUUCUGAUAAUCCAUAAGUAUGGUUUUGGUGAGUUUCCUUUCAUGAUAUGGGAGCUGUGCACAGAUGCUUCUACCUGUAAGGAAAACAAAUGGAUUUUUCAAGGCAGAGAGAUAUAAGGAAGAUUAGGUUUCAGCUCAGUCUGUCUCUGCUGCCUCUGGUUAAAUUGAAAGGUGGAGCCCCAGGUAGAAGGUGACACAGUGGAGCAAGAGGGAAGUUCCAAAGGAAGAGUAGAAGAGGUUAAAUGGAGUGGGUUUUCUCUGUCUUUCUGAAAACACUAACAAUAUGAACUGGAAUUAAUCCAUUACCCCGAGGAUUCCAAGUCAAGAAGCAGAGAUAUUUAAAAAGUAAUGUUAGUUUGUUGAACAAAGCAGUUGACAAAACUCAAAUAAAAUGUUCAAAUGCUGUUCUUAUAUUUGCUUUGUUCAAUGUCAAUUGUUUUUUCCUAUUGUGAAAUGUGCAGGGAAUAUGAUUGAAGGGCAGAAUAAAAACAUAAUAAUUGUCUCUUGAGACAGAUGGAUGCCAACCAAGUCCAAAGAAAAGAGGUUUAUCUGUCUCUACAAGGGAUAAAAGCUCUGAGGUGUGUAGCAAAAUCAGAAUGGCUGCUGUUGCUGGAUACACUUAUCCACAUCUUGUAUGUAUGAGACCAAUCAUGGGUGGACCUGGACUAAGACAAAUAAGUGUACCACCAGGGAAUGGGUUUGGGAGAAUGUGAGGCUAAUGUCCAAUAUCAAGACGAAGGUCUACCAGGCUUGCGUGUUGAGCAUGCUGGUGUAGGGAAGUGAGUUGUGGGCAACUUAUACCCACCAGGAGUGACACCUCAAAGCCUUCCAUAUGCACUGUGUCAGGAGGAUUUGGGGCAUCACAAGGCAAGACGGCGUUUCAAACAAAGAUGUGCUCUCCCAAGCCCACAUUCCCAGCAUGUUCUGUCUCAGCAAUGUCUAUGCUGGCUUGGUCAUGUCCACAGAAUGGAAGAUGGAAGGAUCCACAAGGAUGUGCUCUGUAGGAAGCUGGCUUCAAGCACCAGUAACUCUGUGUUACAAAGAUGUCUGCAAGUGUCACAUGAAGGCUAUAGCAGCAUUAGCCCCUUGCAGACGAUAGUGCCUGGAGACAGAUAGUCUGGUUGUAUAUCCAGCAGUGACCAGAGUAGGGAUGACCGCUGGGAGGAGCAAAGAGAGAAGAAAUGUCAGGUUGCAUCUGCAGCAACACAACCAGAUGCCUUCAUCUGCCCCAGCUGGAACAAAACAUGUCUCUCAUAUUGGUCUGUACAGCCACAACAGGUGCUGUAACUCUCCCAACAGUUUGACUUCACCCCUGAAGACGCACUCUUCUAUUGCCUCCCAAGACAGAUGAAUGCCAAGAACAGGCAACAUUCUGCACAUCUCAUCUUAGUACGAUAUUCACAUAGUCCCUUUUCACUUGCAGUAAUAGCAAGAUAUUCCUCAUCCAUGUAACAGAAGGAAGAAAAUACCCUUGAUGUUGUGGCAUGGUUGCCAGAUGCCAGUAACUGAACCAUGGCUUUUUGCAUCCAAUACACAUUUAUC